AUGUUGCCGAGUCCAUUGCGAGGAUCGUCAAGCCCAUUGCAAGGAUCGUCGAAGACUUCUGAGCAAUUUAGGGUUUUGGCCGACCCUAACGGUGGCCAAAUCUCCCAUUUUUCAGCGAUAUUUGGUUAUGGAAAUGCUAGAUUUAGCCUCGCCGUGUUGAGACUGUCCGAGAGAGGUCGAUAUGAGGAGGUGGUAAUAGUGGAGGCUGUGGCGGUUUCACAUGGCUCUGGAUUAAGUUAUGGUUCAAGAAGUGGAUAUGGAUAUGGUAGCGACAGUGGUGGUAGCGGAGGCAGUGGAGGAGGGUCAGGCCACGGUGGCUCUGGCUCGAGAUAUGGAUCCAGAAGUGGAUAUGGAAAUGGUAGUGGUGGACGAAGGGGAGAAGGUGGCGGAAGUGGAGGCUCAGGGCACAAGAAAGCGGUUUUGGCUACGGCUCUAGUUACAUAA
This is a messenger RNA of Punica granatum (pomegranate), 444 nucleotides long. Lineage: Eukaryota; Viridiplantae; Streptophyta; Magnoliopsida; Myrtales; Lythraceae. The record is from RefSeq and is a predicted model, not a curated record.